Messenger RNA from Closterium sp. Naga37s-1, 1011 nucleotides. The record is from the annotation of a GenBank genome assembly. NCBI's taxonomy places the organism in Eukaryota, Viridiplantae, Streptophyta, Zygnematophyceae, Desmidiales, Closteriaceae.
AUGCUGAAUCGUCCUUUCACCACUGCUGUGUGCAGCAUUACUCGCACCAUCUACCACCGACACCACUGCAAAGCUCCUCUGCUUCUCGCCCUUGCUGCACCCUCCCACUCCCCUUUUUCCCUCCCUCUUCUCCCUUGCCUCAAUCUCCCGCAUCUCAGCUCAUCGCCGCCACACCUGCUGCACGCACCACAUGUCAAACUGCACUUCGCAGCCCCCUCUUCCAUCUCCAUUCCCCCUACCCUAGCCCCUCCUUCAAUUCCCUCUUGUCCCUCGCCCCCUUCCAACUUCCCUGCGUGCCCGCCGCAACAUCUCCCCUUCCCUGCCCCCUCUGCCACUGCACAAUUUUCCUGCUGCCCGGCCAACUGGGUGCCAGGCAACAGCUGGCAGCACCAUUCCUUUCCUCACCAUUCUUUUCUGCACCUUUCCAUUCCCUUGCACUCCUUUGCAAUUGCAUUUCCCCUACCUCCCAUCCUCCUGCUCCACUUCCCUUACCUCAUCACUAUCCUCAUCCUCCUCUCUCUCAUCAUCCUCCCUCUUAUUCUCCUUCGCAUUCUCCUCCCUCUCAUCCUCCUCUAUCUCCACUACUUUCCCCUCCAACUCCUUCCCACCCUCUUCCAACCAACCAUCCCCACCCCCCCCCCCCCCUCACACGUCCGCUCUCAUCCACUUCGCCCAUCUUGCCUCCCCCACUUCCCCUUCCCCUUCGUCCUCCCCCGCCCCGCUUCCCCAGCCAAGCAUCUAGCCCCGCCUGUCUCCCAUCCACACCUUUCCGCGCCCCUUUCCACCCCCUCCGCUGCUCUCCCCCCUCACCCUUCCCCUCCCCACCCUCUCAGUCGCCGCAUGGCGGCUGCCUUGCUCUCACUCCACUGCAGUGUGCCCGCACCCCCACCUGCUGCUCUUUCUGCUGCUCUUUUUCCCCUUGCCGCCCAUAUCACUGCCUCCUCUUGUGCUGCUUCCCCCACUGCUGCCCCUAAAGCUGCUUUUCCUCCUUCCUCUCGGCGCUCAAACUGA